This is a messenger RNA of Suncus etruscus (white-toothed pygmy shrew), 1461 nucleotides long. RefSeq names its product zinc finger protein OZF-like. The transcript has 6 exons. The record is from RefSeq and is a predicted model, not a curated record. Gene Ontology annotation, biological process: regulation of DNA-templated transcription. The annotation marks the transcript as partial. Lineage: Eukaryota; Metazoa; Chordata; Mammalia; Eulipotyphla; Soricidae.
AUGGAUCUGCACCAUCGGAAGUCCAGUUCCCAGAAUGAAUCAUACGGGGAGUGCGAGGUUCUCUCUGAGCCAUCCAAGUACAAAGACAUGGUGACCUUCCCCGAUGUGGCUGUGAUCUUCUCCCCAGCGGAGUGGCUGUGCCUGGACGCCUCUCAUCGGAAACUCUACAGAGAUGUGAUGCUGGAGAUCUACCAGCACCUGCGGGACAUAGGACAGUGCAGCGUGAAGCCUGUGCUGAUCUCCUGGUUGGAAGAAAGAGUCCUUGGCAAGCUGCAGAGAGGUGUGCUUGAAGGAAGCAAAUGUCAUCUAUGUCCUGAGAAUGGCAAGUCCUUCACGUACCCUUCGUCCCACACUGAACAAAUGAAAAUUCAUAUAGGAGAGAAUUCUUAUAUGUGUCAGGUGUGUGGAAAGUACUUCACUCAAUCUUCAAAGCUUAUUAGACACAUGAAAAUUCAUACAGGAGAGAAGCCUUAUUCAUGUCAGGAGUGUGGAAAGGCAUUUGCUCUAUUCUCAAAUCUUAACAAACACAUGAAAAUUCAUACAGGAGAGAAGCCUUAUUCAUGUCAGGAGUGUGGAAAAGCAUUUGCUCAAUCCUCAGACCUUAAGACACACAUGAAAGUUCAUACAGGAGAGAAGCCUUAUUCAUGUCAGGAGUGUGGAAAGGCAUUUGCUCAAUCCUCAAGCCUUUCUGAACACAUGAAAAUUCAUACAGGAGAGAAGCCUUAUUCAUGUCAGGAGUGUGGAAAGGCAUUUGCAAAAUCCUCAAAUCUGAACGUACAUAUGAAAAUUCAUACAGGAGAGAAGCCUUAUUCAUGUCAGGAGUGUGGAAAGGCAUUUGGUGAAUCCUCAAGCCUUAACAAACACAUGAAAAUUCAUACAGGAGAGAAGCCUUAUUCAUGUCAGGAGUGUGGAAAGGCUUUUGGUGAAUCCUCAAGCCUUAACAGGCACAUGAGAAUUCAUACAGGAGAGAAGCCUUAUUCAUGUCAGGAGUGUGGAAAGGCAUUUGCUCGAUCCUCAAGCCUUUCUGAUCACAUGAAAAUUCAUACAGGAGAGAAGCCUUAUUCAUGUCAGGAGUGUGGAAAGGCAUUUUCAAAAUCCUCAAACCUUAACACGCACAUGAAAAUUCAUAAAGGAGAGAAGCCUUAUUCAUGUCAGGAGUGUGGAAAGGCAUUUGUUCGAUCCUCAGCCCUUAACAAACACAUGAAAAUUCAUACAGGAGAGAAGCCUUAUUCAUGUCAGGAGUGCGGAAAGGUAUUUGCUCGAUCCUCAAACCUUUCUGAUCACAUGAAAAUUCAUACAGGAGAGAAGCCUUAUUCAUGUCAGGAGUGUGGAAAGGCAUUUGCAAAAUCCUCAAAUCUUAACAUACAUAUUAAAAUUCAUACAGGAGAGAAGCCUUAUUCGUGUCAGGAGUGUGGAAAGGCAUUUGCUCGAUCCUCAGACCUUAACAAACACAUGAAAAUU